CAAGUUUAAUAAGCAACGAAACUUAAUAGGAGGCUUGACUUGGGCAGCCACAGGACAGCGGUGAUCUCUGCACGCACCUGACAGCAUCUUGAGUUUAUACAGAGGCCUUAAGGGAAUUUCAGGCAAAAAACUGUCCCGAUGGUUUCAAUAGCACAUUACUCUCCCAAGUCAAUGUGCUUUAAGUGGCUCCCGGUACAGGAGCAGUGGGCAGAAGGUACAUUUCGAAGGCAGGGGAAGAGGUAAGGAGCUUCUCUGCCUGGGGCCAGCCCACGGUCACAUACUCUCCUGAUCUCCAAAGCUCCCCACACUUAACUUUGUUAGGUGGUCCUGAUUCUGUUUAAAUGAAAGAUAUGCUGCACCUAGAGAACCUCAAGAGGAGUUAGGGAAGGCUAUGAAAAGGCAGGUGCCUUCCUCCUGUGGAACGCGGGACAAGGAACGCCGCAGGUCUCGCACAGCAGUCCCAGAAGACGACUUCCAGAGGGCGUGGCGUCCGUAGGAAGGGCGUGCGACCACUGCAGGACCCCGCCUCCGGAAGGCGCCGCACUGGGCUUCCGGGGUCGCGCGGGUCUCUCUAGGCACUUCCGCUCCAGCCUCCAGUCGGCCUGCCGCGCGGGAAGCCACGCCUGUUUGUUGCGCUCUUCCGCCCAGUGUCUGCGGGCCACGACAGCAGCAUGGCUGGUGCCGAGUUGCGGGCGGCGCUGGAUGAGCGGCUCGGCGCCCUGGCCAUCCGCACAGAGGUCGUGGAGCACCCGGAGGUGUUUACAGUUGAAGAAAUGAUGCCUCAUAUCCAGCAUUUGAAAGGAGCACAUAGUAAGAACUUAUUCCUUAAAGACAAGAAGAAAAAAGGCUAUUGGCUGGUGACAGUUCUUCAUGAUAGACAAGUUAAUUUAAAUGAUCUUGCUAAGCAGUUAGGCGUUGGGAGUGGAAAUCUUCGGUUUGCUGAUGAAACAGCCAUGCUAGAAAAACUAAAAGUUGGCCAAGGCUGUGCCACACCUUUGGCACUCUUCUGUGAUGAUGGAGAUGUGAAAUUUGUUCUGGAUUCUGCUUUUCUGGAAGGUGGACAUGAAAAGGUGUACUUUCAUCCAAUGACCAAUGCUGCAACCAUGGGAUUGAGCCCUGAAGACUUUCUCACAUUUGUGAAGAAGACAGGACAUGAUCCCAUAAUACUAAAUUUUGAUAAAAACUAAUUGGACUGAUAUUUAGAAUAUACUUCUUUCUGAAAGUUGUUUUUCUUAUUUUUUAUUUAUAGAAAGCAUUAAAAGUGAUAAGAAUAUUUA
Leopardus geoffroyi (Geoffroy's cat) is the source of this 1277-nucleotide messenger RNA. Its product is annotated as prolyl-tRNA synthetase associated domain-containing protein 1. Bases 672 to 1187 code for a protein of 171 amino acids. The transcript is spliced from 2 exons. Lineage: Eukaryota; Metazoa; Chordata; Mammalia; Carnivora; Felidae. The record is from RefSeq and is a predicted model, not a curated record. Gene Ontology annotation, molecular function: aminoacyl-tRNA deacylase activity.